CACCGUAGCGACAACACGUACUCACCGUUGACGCGAGCCGGCUGCCCUCGUGCUCCGAACGUAACUAGUGCACGAUACGCGACCGGUUUCCAGUUGAUGAGCGCGACCAGUGACACCUUUAGUGCUGUGUGACUUGCAGUGAAAUUCAGGCAUGUGCCAGUGAUGGAUUACUCUGCCCUCAGCGCGUGACAGUCCCUGGAUCCUGUGAAUGCUCAGGCGCCGGUAGAGGCCGCGCCAAUAUGCGCGCCCCCACGGUGCUCUUCGCCCUACUAGGGUUUCUGCCUCAGGUGCUGUCGUCGGGUUCCUUCGAACUUAGGAUAAAAAGUUUUACAAACUCUUUGGGUAGGUUAAGUAGUGGACAGUGCUGUGAUUCUUCAAAUAGUGAUGCGCCGUGUUUGGCUCCGUGCAGGACUAAAUUCCGAGUGUGCCUGAAGAUAUACCAAGCUAACAUCGACACCACCUCUCCGUGUACCUUCGGUGACAUUACCACCCCGGUCUUGGGUGGUAACUCCCUGGAUGUGCCCAACCUGAACGUAAUCGGAUUUACCAACCCCAUCGUGUUUCCUUUCGACUUUACAUGGCCGGGUACCUUCUCAUUGAUCGUUGAAGCGUGGCAUGAGACGAACGAAACGUCGAGAUCUGACGACACACUUAUCGCGCGGAUGACGAAGCAAAGUAUCGCUGAUGUAGGGGGACCGUGGAUUGAUGAAGACCAGCGUUGGGGAGGUCCCGGUGGAGCCCACCUGAGGUUAUCGUACCGGGUGACGUGCGCGGCUCAUUACUACGGACCGGGGUGCGAGGUUCUGUGCCGGCCUCGGGACGAUGGCUUCGGGCACUACACGUGCUCGCCUUCAGGAGAGAUCGUAUGCAAGCCGGGCUGGACGGGCGACUACUGUUCCAAACCGAGAUGCCUUCCCGGCUGCGAUAGUGAGCACGGCCACUGCCUCAAGCCCGACGAAUGCCUAUGUCAUUUGGGCUGGGUGGGCGAGUUCUGUGACCAGUGCGAGCGACAUCCUGGCUGCGUUCACGGGACGUGCUCCAAGCCGUGGGAUUGCAUAUGCGAAGAGGGCUGGGGUGGGUUGUUCUGCAAUCAAGACCUAAACUACUGCACAAAUCACCGCCCGUGCAAGAAUGGUGGUACCUGUCAUAACACCGGACAAGGAAGCUACACAUGCAAUUGCCCACCCGAGUAUACAGGACCUGACUGCGAAAAAUCAAACCAUUCGUGCUCUGUACGACCUUGUCUCAACGGCGGAGCCUGUGUUCCCGAUGAAGGUGGAGAGUUAUCUUGCGCUUGUCCAUCCGGAUACGAAGGUUCGCGUUGUGAGAUUAGAAGACUGACAUGCGCCGACCAGCCUUGCAGGAACGGAGGAACAUGCGAGUUACGCCCAUCUGGCUACGUCUGUCAGUGUCCACCUGGAUACGUUGGCUUAGAUUGUAGUGUGGAAGCCGAUCCCUGCGCAGCUAACCCUUGCCGAAACGGAGCAACAUGUGCUCGAGCUGGAGAUGGAUUCAAAUGCUCAUGUAAAACCGGUUACAGAGGCAACAGAUGUGAAAUCGAUAUCGACGACUGCGCGGGUAUUGUAUGCGAACAUGGUGGCACUUGCGUAGAUUUGGUGAACGGGCAAAGAUGUCAGUGCGCCCCAGGAUUCCUCGGGCCAAGAUGUGAGACUCGCGUUGACUUUUGCCUCGCGAAGCCCUGUGCUAACGGCGGUGAGUGCCAUGUACUCGACAACGACUACGAAUGCAGAUGUAGACCUGGCUUUGCCGGAAAAGACUGCAGUAUUGAUAUCGAUGAAUGCGCUUCUUCACCGUGUAGGAACGGAGGGACGUGUAGAGACAGAGUUGACGGUUACCAUUGCAACUGUCCCCCGGGUUGGGGCGGGAAAUCUUGUACUGUUUCAUUGGCGGACUUUGCUGCGGCCAAACCGGCUGGCGGACAUUUAAGAAGAGUGGGAGAUGAGAGUCUUGAGGAGGAGAGUUUAUCAGGGAGUCGUGUUGCGCUGAUUGCGGCGUUAUCUGCCGCAGUGCCAGCCGCGGCGUUGGCAGCUGCUAUUGCCGUGGCCUGCAUUAGAAGAAGAAGGAAGCGCGCACAAAAUGCCGCGGACGCAGAAGCGAGAGCACAGAACGCUGCAAACGCUGGUGGAGGUGGAAGGAUGAUCAGAAACACGUGGGGCAAAUGCGAAGGGCCCGUACCCGAGUGCCAGAACGCGCACAAUGCCGCGGCAGAGGAGUGCAAGAGGAAAACAUUAAACACAGAGAGCGCUGCGAGACUUUUAGCAGCACUCGAUCCUAGACUGUCGCGGCUCUCCGCGGACUCGGCGUAUUGCGCUAAUAGCGAUACGUCACUAGUGAAACGAGCGCUAGAAGGCGGAGGUGUGUACGUGUUAGAUGACCAUUGCCUGCCGCCCACGUUUGCGACGCAAGUGUAGUGCAUACAAACAAAUCAAUGGACCUUAAAUUAUUUAUUCAAUUCGGACGCUAGUGCGAUCAAGGCUGUGCGCCGCGUGUAUAUAUAGCGUAAAAUGUAAAGUGACCCCUGUAUAAACUGCUAGUUAAGUUCGGAUAUUUAUUGAACGCGAUCCAGCGCCUUGUAAAUAAUAAUGGCGGAACGGGUCGCGUCGUUUCCCGCCCCUUUUCGGCGAGUGGCGCCCUCUUACUGUCAAACCUCGAACUAAAUCAAACCAACUGUGAUCCAGUUUUAACAGCAGUAACGUUUCGAGUUUAAUGUGAUAUUUUAUGUUUUUUACAGCUGAUUAUAAUUGUAAUUUGAAAUCUUGCCUUAUGAAUUUUUAUUCGUAAUAGACAGUGUCUGGGCGUGGACCACACUCGCUGUGGGGAAGAGUGGGCAAAAUGUCCACUGUAUGCGAUCUCUGUAGGUAAACGUGAAUGCUCCCGGUGCGAAUGGUCCUUCGAUCGGUGACGCCACAUACUUCUUAUACUGCGAGCACCAACGUACGACUGUCUCUCUCUGUUUUGUAUUUAUUGUCUUGUGCCUUACUUAUCCUAUCUCGUUCCAUCUCUCUCACCCUCCUACAGUGGCAGAGAAGAAAUGACUGUGUUUAAAUUUCGUCUGAAAAUAAUGUUUCAUUUGGUGCUCAGUAUAAUUUGUAUGUAAUUCACACACGCUGUACCCUGUUUAGACUCGCACCAGUAUGAACCAAAACGUGCGUUAGUUAAGGUUUUAGACUUAAUUUAUCGAUACGCGAAUGAUGACGUAUAUUUUUUACAUUGAUUGUAAUUUUGUGAUUUUUUACUAAUAAUUAUUGUCGUUGUUCCUAUGUUUAUUUUGUUUUAUUAUUUAAAUAUAAAAAUCUUGUUCUGGUUUUUCUGAAAAUCGACACAGAUUUUUAGCCGCGCUUCAUUUCUUACCGGUAUGUAGGUCGAUUACCGUUCCUUUUGCGUGAGCGCCAUUUUCGAAUUCUCCAAGUUUUUUUGACACUUGCAGAAUACGUCAAACUCGCUCGCUACAUUAAUAACGCACGUAAUUAGUCUGUAAGUUAUUAUAACUUGAGUACUUAUAAGAAAUGUCGAAACCUAAGUCAUUGUAUAUAAAAAGUUAUUAAGUUGUAGCGAUCUAAGUAUAUUUCUCCAUUACUAUACGUAAGAGUACUGUGACAAUAUUAUGACGACAUAAGGCAACAUAGACCACGUUAACUUAUUUAUUAUCUAUGGCAAAUCACAAUAAAACCUACUUGAUUAUGAAUUAAUUCCUUUUCCGCCAUAUUGUUUCCCAAAACAAAAUAGCUGUUCACGAAUUAAUUUAAUUUGAAUUAACAUUAAAUAACAUUCUCGAUUUGAAAGACAUGUACUUAGAUAUUGUUUGAAAUUAUCGUUUUAUGCUGCCUUUUGUACCCUAACAUAGAUUUAAUGAAGGUUAGAAUCGACAACAUUGUAAAAUUUAUAUCAAAAUAUGAAUAGACUGAUGUUCAAUAAUAAUUCUUGUAUUAAUUUUGUAAGAUGACAAAUUGUAAGGAUAAAUUAUGAAGAAGUAAGCAACCGUGUGACAUAUAGCGUACUUAAUAGAUCGCACACACAUUGUGGUGAACUUUCAUUUUUCUUUUUAAGAAUUUUAAAUGUGUCCCAUAUGAUAUACCAAUAGAAUGUUCUCGAAAACGAUAAAAUAGUUAUUUAUUUAUUUGAUAAUGAUUCUUCAAUUUAUAUUUAUUUAAUGAAUCAAUGUUGAAAUAUUUUUGAUUGUUUACGACUUUCUGAUAGAAACAUGUUCUUGAUUUCGAAAUAAUUUUUAAAUCAUGCAUUUAUAGUAAGUAUAUUACUGAAUUGUUUCAAUUUCGAAUCAUUCCAUUUCUCGUAAAUUUUAAUAAUUUAAUUUUAAAUUUAUAAUGAUUGCAUAGGUAAUUCAAUAUUUUUAUAUGUUCAUUUUGCAUGACUGAAUUAUUGUUUUCAAUAUGAAAAACCUUAUUAUUAUUGUAUUAAAUAAUUUAUUAAAUAUCCAACUUUGAUUAUAUUCGCGCGAAAGAAAAAUGAAAGCAUGAAACGUCAAAAUAUUUCCAUAGAUAAUAACAUCUAUCGAGUCAUUGUAUCUGGCCGCAGUUGUGUGGUGGUAUUGCAGAUGUGUGCCUGACGAAAAUGUAAUUAUGUGAAGCAAUGAGAAAUAAAAUGUUAAUAAACAAUUGUUUACAAAAUA
Molecule: messenger RNA, 4648 nt
Organism: Leptidea sinapis
Lineage: Eukaryota; Metazoa; Arthropoda; Insecta; Lepidoptera; Pieridae
Gene: Delta
Product: neurogenic locus protein delta
Exons: 7
Coding region: 240-2432 (730 amino acids)
Biological process (GO): Notch signaling pathway; cell communication; multicellular organism development
Cellular component (GO): membrane
Molecular function (GO): calcium ion binding
Source: RefSeq, a predicted model, not a curated record